AUGACCAGAUUUUUACAGUUAGCUGAAGAUGAUAGCAGCUAUGAGGUCAACUACAUAUUGGGAGUAAACCCCAAAAACAUUAGUUAUGUGGUCGGGUACGAAAUUUGUUUCUGUCUCUGCAAGAAGAAACCGAACUCACUGAGUUCUGAUGAAACACCUGCUGCUGAAGCAGCAAGCAAAUACUCCAUUGAAGAAUUAAAGACGACUACUAACAACUUCAGCCCAGAAAAUAUUGUAAGCAUAGGUGGAUACUCUACAGUUUAUAAAGGGCGACUUCAGAAUGGAACCAUGGUUGCUAUUAAAAAAAUGAAGCUUAAUCGUAUGACUGAGAAGGGUUUGGCCGAGUUCAAAAGCGAAAUUGAUGCUCUCUCAAAAAUCAAUCAUCGUCACUUCCUCUCGCCACUGGGGUUUUACUUGGAUGAUAAUGAAAGACUCCUUGUUUAUGAGCUCAUGCCCAAGGGCACGCUUAGUGAGCAUCUUUUUGGCCGUAGAGGAGUGGUGGUUAACCCCCUUGACUGGAUUACACGAUUAAGGAUUGCGGUAGACAUUGCAAAAGUUGAAGUAGAAUAUUUACCUGCUAACGAGAAGGAUGCUCAGAAAUUUCCUAAGAAAAACGAGAUAUGUUGGGUUGAUGAAGGAUGA
Molecule: messenger RNA, 642 nt
Organism: Papaver somniferum (opium poppy)
Lineage: Eukaryota; Viridiplantae; Streptophyta; Magnoliopsida; Ranunculales; Papaveraceae
Product: receptor-like kinase TMK3
Exons: 5
Coding region: 1-642 (213 amino acids)
Biological process (GO): protein phosphorylation
Molecular function (GO): ATP binding; protein kinase activity
Source: RefSeq, a predicted model, not a curated record